This is a messenger RNA of Melitaea cinxia (Glanville fritillary), 713 nucleotides long. RefSeq lists its product as uncharacterized. The transcript has 2 exons. Bases 1 to 582 code for a protein of 193 amino acids. The record is from RefSeq and is a predicted model, not a curated record. Gene Ontology annotation, molecular function: nucleic acid binding; zinc ion binding. Lineage: Eukaryota; Metazoa; Arthropoda; Insecta; Lepidoptera; Nymphalidae.
AUGAUAACGGAGUCAGGAAUACAUGUGUUGUCUGCGGCAGAGAAAGCGAGGAGUAACAACCGUGGGGUCCGUGGAGGUCGGGUGAAGUCGUGGAGCGACAGGUGUACCAGCGGUGGUGUGAGCAGCUUGGGAGCUUUUCAUGCCGGUGGAAAGGACGAGCGAUCGUGCAAGGGCUGCGGUGCGACUGAACACGAUUACGGAACGUGUAGAUUUCGUGAUUACGUUUGCAGUAAGUGCGGGCAAUCGGGACAUUUGAGACGGGUGUGUUUAACGAACAGUGUUAACAGGUUCCGUAGGCACCAGCACAAAAUGGACAGGGGUGACAGGAUGAUACAAACCCGACACUUGGGCGAAGUGGCAGCACCGACGGCCCCGGAAGUGGCAGCGGUGAUGGCGGACGGUGCUCAAGAAGUAGAGCAAGAUGUGGAAGAGGACUUCCAUUAUCUCUGCUUAAAGAAUUAUCGAGCGGUUAAGUUACUGAUUUCCAUUGAAAAUCUUGUAAUUAAUAUGUAUAAGAAAAAGAGUCGGCGGUGGGCUAGGACGGUGCCGGUGUUCCACCACGCGCGUGCGAACUGGACGUGAUGCUACGGGAUGGCAUCGUCAAACCGUACUGACUGCUCCGACUGGGCCUCGCCACUGGUGCCGGUGAGCAAGGCUGAAGAAGAAGAAGAAGAAGAAGAAGAAGAAGAAGAAGAAGACGAAGAAGACGAAGA